Molecule: messenger RNA, 2393 nt
Organism: Anarrhichthys ocellatus (wolf-eel)
Lineage: Eukaryota; Metazoa; Chordata; Actinopteri; Perciformes; Anarhichadidae
Gene: fuz
Product: fuzzy planar cell polarity protein
Exons: 1
Coding region: 141-1460 (439 amino acids)
Biological process (GO): non-motile cilium assembly; vesicle-mediated transport
Source: RefSeq, a predicted model, not a curated record
CGGUAGAGCUAACAAAAGCACGUGGUUAGAGAACCGAGGAUAUGUGUCAUGUACAUGCAUUAUAGACAGGUUAGCUAAGGUUGCUAUCUGCUGCGGUAGAAAACAGUGCACGAGUGCAGUCGAGAGUGCGCAAAGCUAGCAUGAUGAUGCUGCAGCAUGGGUCAACACAGCUGCUCUGCCUCACAGCCAGCAGUGGGGUUCCUCUGUUCACCAGAGGAGCCUCCAAACAGCUGCCAUUCUCUGUCAUCGGCUCCCUGAACGGUGUGCACAUGUUCGGGGGUGGUCAGGGAGUGGAGCUGUCCUGCUGUGAGACCGAAGGUGGGGGUAGGGUGGUGUGGAGAGUGUUCCAUGACAGUGUGAUGCUCAUCGCUGUGAGUGCGGGUGGACGAGGCGGUGCAGGCUGCAGCAACAGCAGCAGCAAGGUGGAGAAGGUCCGCUUACAGCGCCUACUGGAGAACGUGUGGAGCUGCAUGGUGCUGGUGCUGGGCCAGGAUGAGCUGACCGACGUCAGGAAUGUGGAGAGGCUGAAGAGGGACUUGCGGUCCUGCUUCACCCUCAUCGAUCAGCUGUUGGAGGAGAGGCAAGAGGGCAUCCUGGGUCACCUGACGCACUGUGCCGACUCACUGCUGCCUCCGAACCCGGCUCUUCUUCAAGAGGCCGUGGAUGGCUUCGCUGAGGCCGCGGAGAGCGAGUUUGGCUGCCUCGUCGUCCACGGCCGGGUAGCUGCCGCCACUGAGAAGUGGUGGCGCCUCGCACCUCAGGAGGUCGUGCUGCUAUCUGCUCUGAUGCGGUCCCUCUCGGCCUCUGGCUCGGCCUCUUGCGAUUAUCCAGUUUUCCUUCCCAAGGGCAGCCCCACCGUGGCCCACCGCCUGCUCCGCUUCCAGCUGCUCCCUGGGGCAGAUGUGUGCGUGCUGUGCGGCCCAACGCCUUCCCUGCACAGAGCCGAGAGUGGGCUGGUGGGUAGUUUCUGGACACCGCUGGUGGAGACCCUGAGAGACUGCCUGGCUAUAGGAGAGCGCUGCUUACCGGGAUCUGUAUCCAUGCGUCCUGAUGUGCUGGCAGUUCUUCUCAUCAACCGUGAAGCACGUCGUUCGGUCUCCUUCGUGCGGACUUCCACUAAUCAUCUACCCAGUGAGCCUCCUUUACCCUCCAAGGCCCGCUGCUGGGAGCUACUGAAGCUCUUCUACAUCUUCAGCACGACACGCUACUUCACGCAGGAGGAGACUCUGUCCGUCUCCCCAGAGGAGAGGGCUCAGAGGGGCCACCACGAAGACUUCGUCCUUGGAUUCUCCCAUCAGCCGCUGCAGUGCUAUCUAGUUACUGAGGAGUGCAAAAGCUACGGACUCCAGACACCACAGCACCAGCUCUUCCUGCUCAUCCCGCUGUCGGUGCCCACCUUUGCACUGCGUACGUUGGCCACACAGACUCUCUCUGAUAUAGUUGCAGCCACUGGGUUUUAAUUGAACCGUCAACUUAAUUUUCAUUAAAACACAUCUUUGACUUAAUAAUAUGUUAAUUUACAGGUGAAUAGCUGCUGCUAUUUAGAUUUGUCUUACAUCUUUAUUAAUGACCGCAAACGUACACAAUUACAUGUUUACUAACCCAUCUAGAGGCAUUUAAAUCAGCUUCCAUCCGUCUAACCUUUGUACAGACGAUGAUUAACAGACCUCUGGUAAGAGAUGCACAACAGAAAAGAAUAUCGCUGUUAAUCUUUACUAACUCAGGAAUGAUGUAAAUAAUUGAAAAUGGCACACCAAAGUGAACUGCCUUGAGCGUUGUUUUGCAUUCAAGAGAUAAGUCGCUGUUGUCUAACUCCACUGGCUUCAGGGCUGUUCCUGUCACAUUGAUGGAAGCUGUUUGACAGAGUGAAUACUAACGUCAUCAAUAAGAUUGCACUAUAUUCCAAUAUGUGUGAGAGAAUCAUGUGAAAAUGUUACACGGGGAUAUAUAAGUGCCUGCUGUUUGUUGUUUAGCCCUUUUUGAAUCAUUUGGCUUCAAAUAUAAAGAAUCUAUUUAUUUGUCUGAGGUACUUUUAAUCCUAAAUAUUGUUGGUUACUUUCUGUGGGUCUUGAGUGAUCUAUACUCACUUUUACUCCACUAAUGUGAUAAUGAUGUUCGGCCUCUAUGGUGAAAUCUGACGACGGGGCGAGUGCAAAUAAGGCUUUUAAACCACUUGCCAAAAAAGGUAGAAGACAAUCAAACAGGCAGUUCAAUGGUUAUAAUAGUAUUUGACUAACUACCAAUGACGGCUAAUAAAAACUAUUAUGUCACACUCACACACUUGGUAUUAAAUCCCUGUGAUUGUAGAAUGGUACUUAUUAUUCUGAUUGCACAAUUGAUGCAGCUUUUCUCAGAGGUAUUUACAUUGAACCAAAGCAGCAGACAGAAGAGAC